CACUAUCAUAAUAAACAUUUCAAACAGCACUUCUUGAAUUUACUUUUUUUUCCUAAUGAUAAAAUAUGGCAACAGAAAAGGAUUUAAUUAAUGCGGUAAGAGAAUCGCUUAAAACCGAUGGAGAAUUAGGACGUAUAAAAGCUAAAGUACGGACAGAAGUAAUAAAACUAUUAGAUAAUUCGAACAAAGGAAAUAAAAUGAAACUUCCAAAGCCUUCUCAAGACAUUGCAUUCAUAAAUGAACUUAUUAGAGAAUAUUUGGAUUGGAUGGGAUAUAAAUAUAGUUCCACUGUAUUUAUCUCAGAAUCUAAUUUAUCAAAACAACCACUCGACAGAUCGUUGCUUGUGCAAAGCUUAGGAACAGAAGAAAGCGAAAGCAGCCAAAACGUACCGUUAUUAUGUAGUAUAGUGGAAACAUAUAAAAAUUUUAAAACUACAUAAAAAAAUUUUAAACUCGUGGAUAUUAAAAAUUUGAAAUCCAUUCUAUGAUCAAAUUCAAAUUUUCGAAAAUAUUAAAAUUUGGAUUUAUAAAGAAAAUCUAAUGUAAUAAAAAGAUUUUGUACAAUAAAGCAUUUGUAAUAUUUCAUAAAACAAAGAUAAGUUAAAAGAA
Osmia bicornis bicornis is the source of this 609-nucleotide messenger RNA. RefSeq names its product centrosomal protein 20. Gene Ontology annotation, biological process: microtubule anchoring. NCBI's taxonomy places the organism in Eukaryota, Metazoa, Arthropoda, Insecta, Hymenoptera, Megachilidae. Gene Ontology annotation, molecular function: protein binding. The transcript has 3 exons. Gene Ontology annotation, cellular component: centrosome. The coding region runs from base 66 to 440 and encodes 124 amino acids. The record is from RefSeq and is a predicted model, not a curated record.